Molecule: messenger RNA, 7579 nt
Organism: Rhinolophus ferrumequinum (greater horseshoe bat)
Lineage: Eukaryota; Metazoa; Chordata; Mammalia; Chiroptera; Rhinolophidae
Gene: RIF1
Product: replication timing regulatory factor 1
Exons: 36
Coding region: 161-7564 (2467 amino acids)
Biological process (GO): telomere maintenance
Cellular component (GO): nucleus
Source: RefSeq, a predicted model, not a curated record
UGGGCCCGCCCCCGCCGCCAUCUUGGCCUCGGAGGGAGCGGGCUGCACGCGUGAGUAAACAGUCCCGGCCGGGAAAGUAGAGCUCUGGCUGCAUCCGGGUGCUGCGAGGCGGCGGCGGAGAGGACGCAGUUCUGAUCUUCAUACGUGCGGGGUGGCCGACAUGACGGCCCCGGGUCAGAGCCCCCUCGCGCCGCUCUUGGAGACUUUGGAAGACCCUUCCGCCUCCAAUGAGGAGCAGACCGACGCUUACCUUACUCUAACCAGCCGUAUUACUGGAGAAGAUGGAAAAGAAGUCAUUGCAGAAAUUGAGAAAAAACUUCAUCAGCUAAAUAACGUUUUAAAGACCCACAUUUCCAGUCAAAACUCAGAGCUCAGUUGUGCUGCUCUACAAGCAUUGGGGUUUUGCUUGUAUAAUCCCAAAAUUGCUACAGGAUUAUCAGAGACAAACAUUCGAGGACUGCUUUCAAAAUUGAGUGAUAUUGUUAAGAGUUCAGACAAAAAUGUACGUACCAGGGCACUUUGGGUGAUAUCCAAGCAGACAUUUCCCACUGAAGUUGUUGGCAAAGCAGUAUCCAAUAUAAUUGAUUCAUUAGAAGUAAUAUUUAAUAAAGGAGAGAUGCGUUCUGCUGUUGUUGAUUAUGAAGCAUUAAAUGUUAUCAUAAGGUUAAUUGAACAAGCCCCAGUUCAAAUGGGAGAAGAGUCAAUUAGGUGGGCAAAACUGGUCAUACCUUUAGUGGUUCAUUCAGCCCAAAAGGUACAUUUGCGGGGAGCUACUGCUCUAGAGAUGGGAAUGCCGUUGUUGCUUCAGAAACAACAAGAAAUAGCACCUAUCACGGAGCAGCUUAUGACUACUAAAUUACUUUCAGAACUCCAAAAGCUAUUUAUGAGUAAAAAUGAGACUUACGUUUUAAAAUUAUGGCCUUUGUUUGUCAAACUUCUUGGGAAGACCUUGCAUCGAAGUGGGAGUUUCAUUAAUUCUCUAUUACAGCUGGAAGAACUGGGAUUUCGUAGUGGAGCACCCAUAAUUAAAAAAAUAGCUUUUAUUGCUUGGAAGAGUUUAAUAGAUAAUUUUGCUUUAAAUCCUGAAAUACUAUGUAGUGCGAAAAGACUGAAAUUGUUAAUGCAACCGUUGAGUUCCAUCCAUGUAAGAACAGAAGCUCUAGCGCUAACAAAACUAGAAGUCUGGUGGUAUUUAUUAAUGAGACUUGGACCUCAUCUGCCUGCUAAUUUUGAACAGGUUUGUGUGCCUCUAAUUCAAAGCACAAUAAACAUUGAUUGUAAUACUUCACUUCAAGGCAGUUCAUCUCGUAUAGCUAUUUCUCCAGGCUUAAGUCCUAUGACCCCUAUAAACAAAGGUUCUUCCCCAUAUGGAGCCUCUGUAACUACCCGGAUGAACUUGAGUUCGAAUUUUAGUGGAAUGGCCACAAUCCCCUCAAUUCAACUCUUAGGACUUGAAAUGUUACUUCAUUUUUUGUUGGGUCCAGAAGUUUUGAAUUUUGCUAAGCAAAACAAACUUGUAUUGAACUUAGAGCCACUUGAACAUCCGUUAAUCAGCAGCUCUUCUUUUUUUUCCAAAUAUGCAAAUACACUUAUCAGUGCUGUUCAUGAUAGCUUUGUUGCAGUUGGAAAAGAUGCUUCUGAUGCAGUUGUCAGUGCUAUUUGGAAGGAACUAAUUAGCUUGGUGAAGUCAGUUGUUGAAUCAGGUAACAAAAAAGAGAGACCGGGUUCUGAAGUUUUGACUCUUUUAUUAAAAUCUUUGGAAGCCAUAGUGAAAUCAGAAGUAUUUCCUGUAUCGAAAACACUGGUCCUCAUGGAAAUUACAGUUAAAGGACUUCCUCAGAAAGUAUUAGGUUCACCAGCAUAUCAGGUUGCUAAUAUGGAUAUUCUGAAUGGAACUCCUGCUUUGUUCCUAAUUCAAUUAAUUUUCAACAGUAAUUUCUUGGAAUAUGGUAUAGAAGAUGAGAGGUUUUUUCUUAAUCUGGAGACACUUGUAGGUUGUGUUCUUUCUGGUCCAACUUCACCACUAGCUUUCAGUGACUCUGUUUUAAAUGUUAUUAAUCAAAAUGCAAAGCAGUUGGAAAACAAGGAGCAUCUCUGGAGAAUGUGGAGUAUUAUAGUCACACCAUUAACUGAAUUGAUUAAUCAGACCAAUGAAGUGAAUCAAGGUGAUGCCUUAGAACAUAAUUUUAGUGCCAUCUAUGGUGCAUUGACUUUACCAAUAAACCAUAUUUUUUCCGUACAGAAAUUCCCAAUGGCCACCAUGAAGACCUUACUUAGAACUUGGUCAGAAUUAUAUAGAUCAUUUGCCCGCUGUGCUGCUUUGGUGGCAACUGCAGAAGAGAAUUUGUGCUGUGAGGAGCUUUCGUCUAAGAUAAUGUCCAGUUUGGAAGAUGAAGGCUUUUCAAAUUUGUUGUUCUUGGAUAGGAUCGUUCAUACUAUUACUGUAAUGGUUGACUGCAUCGACUUCUCACCAUAUAAUAUUAAAUAUCAGACCAAAGUUAAAUCACCGAAGAGACCUUCAGAUUGGUCCAAAAAGAAGAAAGAGCCCUUAGGGAAAUUGGCUUCUUUAUUUAAACUUAUUGUGAGAGUCAUCUAUUCUUUCCACACUCUGAGCCUCAAGGAAGCACAUUCUGAUACUCUCCUCACUGUGGGCAACGCCAUCCUCAGCAUUCUUUCCAGUGUGCUCGGACAUAUUUCUUUGCCUUUUAUGAUUCGAAAAAUAUUUGCAACUUUAACAAGCCCUCUGGCAUUAUUUUACAAAAACUCAAAGCUUGGUGAAGUUCCUAAAGUGUAUAGUUGUAUGAACAACAAGUUAGAAAAGCUUCUAGGAGAAAUUAUUGCAUGUCUACACUUCAGCUACACUGGAACUUACGACAGUGAACUUCUUGAACAGAUCUCCCCAUUAUUAUGCAUAAUAUUUUUGCACAAGAAUAAACAGAUUCGAAAGCAGACUGCUCAGUUCUGGAAUGCUACAUUUGCUAAAGUGGCGAUGUUGGUUUAUCCUGAAGAGUUAAAACCAAUACUAAGGCAAGCCAAACAAAAAUUUCUGCUCCUGUUGCCUGGUUUGGAAAAUAUUGAAAUUAUGGAGGAAUCCAGUGGACCGUAUGCAGAUUCAACAGAAAAUUCACAAUUAAAUAUGAAGAUAAGUGGCAUGGAAAGAAAAUCAAGUGGAAAAAGAGAUUCCUUUUUGGCACAACCGAAGGAUACAAAAGAAUAUAUGAAACCAGCAGCCAAAAUGAAACUAGACUCUUCAUCUCCAAAAGCAAAGAAUGAAAUGCCUUUGGAAGAAGAAAAUUCUACUGACUUUGUCUUUAUACCUCCAGAAAGAAAAGAAGCAAAGGAAAGAGUACUAACUGAACACCAGAAAGAAGUACUCAAAACAAAAAGGUGCGAUAUUCCUGCCAUGUAUAACAAUCUGGAUGUUUCACAAGAUACUUUAUUUUCUCAGUACAGUCAGGAAGAGUCUAUGGAAAUUCCUAGUUUAACUGAAAAAUCAGAGGAAGAUUCCAAGAUGAUAUUUAAGGUGGAACAAAUGAAGAGUGACACUGCCAUUCCUCAAGAUGUCACGGAUAACUGUGGUACGGAUGAACAUCUUCAGAAAGCUUCCCUUUCAAAUGUUGUGUGUGGUUCUGUUGAAACCAGUCCAGAAAUACCGGGCAGUAAUAACGAUGCCAGAGAAAAAUCUUUAAUUUCAUCAAAGAAAAUGUCGACUGAAUAUACAGAAAGCACUUCAGGUGUCAGUAGUAGCUCACUGUCUAAUGCCACCAUUUCUGGAACCCCCCCACAGCCUACGAGUCGAAGGCAAACCUUUAUUACUUUGGAGAAGUUUGAUGGUUCAGAAAAUAGACCUUUUAGUCCGUCCCCCUUGGAUAAUAUGUCAUCAGCUGUUACAGUGAAAAAUAAUCAAGAAGGCAUGACUAAAACGGACACUCCACUGAAAGCAAAGAAAAGAGAAGUGGCUCCUUCAAAAUCUGACUCUGAAAAACUAGUGCAUGGAAAUAAGCGAUCAGGCCUAAGGUCCAGUAAAGCUGAACAACCAGGGAAUAAAAGGUCUAAGCCCUUAAUGAGAUCUGAUCAGGAGAAAAGCACUCAGGAAUCUAUUGAUAGCAUGGUAGCCUUAGAAAAUAAUCCCCCUCGUUUGCUUAAUCAAACAGAAUGUGCGUUAGAUAAUCAGGCUCAUCUCUUGGAACCUACAGUGGAGUAUGAGGACACAGUGCUUAAACCAACAAUUGAAAAUACUAUAUUAUUAGAAAAUAAUACUGUAGAAGAGAAAACCAUAGGAAGUAAUUUGGAAUCCAAAGAAAAUACACCCCCAGCCAUAAUACCAGCAGACCAAAUGAUAAAUGAGGAUAGUCAGAUUCAGAUAACUCCAAAUCAGAAAACCCUUAGACGAUCUUUAAGGCGACGUUCAGAAAUAGCAGAGCCUACUACUGAGAGCCAAGAUAAAGAAAAUAAUCAUCAAAAAAAGGAAAGACGUAAGGAAGAAGAAAAGACUCUUCAGAAGAGUCCAUUGCAUGUAAAAGAUGAUGUGUUACCUAAGCAAAAACUGACUUCAGAGCAAACUGUACAGGAAACUUUAAUUGAGAAAGAUACUUUACAUGAGAAGACUUUGGGGGAAACCAGCACUAAUGCUGAAAUUGACCAAAAUAGAAGAAAGCCAGACCUUGAAAAUAUUAAAUCUGAGGGAGACAGUGCCCAGGACAUUGCAGAUAAGUCCUCCGAGAAACCAGUAAGGGGACGAACACGGUACCAAACAAGAAGAGCAUCCCAGGGUUUACUUUCCAGCAUUGAAAACUCAGAAUCUGAUAGUUCUGAGGUAAAAGAAGAAGGUUCGAGAAAGAAGAGAUCUGGAAAAUGGAAAAACAAAAACAGCGACAUUGUUGACACUGAAGAUCGAGAAGAGAAAAGGGUAAAACAGGAUUGUGUAAAACCUGAAAAUCAGACACAUGAUUAUAAAGCAAAUUCUGAAGUGGACAUAAAUACAAAAUCUCAGAUUUAUGAAAAUGAUGAAAGUAAUACUGUAACUCUUCGAGAUGCUACAGUGUCUUCAGAUUUAUUACAAGUUUCUGAUGAUGUAUCAAAUGCUUAUGAGGGAAAAAGUAAAACUAACAAAUGUGCAGAACAUUCCUUUUCAAAUUCUCCUGUAUCAGAAUUAAAUCUAAGGACUAGAAAUGCCAAUAAGAGAUUACAUAAGCGAGAUUCUACAGAAAACCACAGUGUGGGAGAAUGCUCACAAGUAGAGACAUCAGACAUUUCUUUGCUUUCUGAAAAAGCUUCCCCAAACCCUGAAUGCCAGCAUAAGAGAAGCAGGAGGGUGAGGAGAUCUAAAGGCUGUGAUUGCUGUGGAGAAAAACCACAACCUCAGGAAAAGCCAUCCACUGAGUUAAUGAAUACAGAAUAUUACGAUGUAAAGGUCACUGAAGCAAAAAUGAGAGAUGUGCAAACACCUGUAACUAUAUCAGAAACUUCUAAAACUAAUCUGUACUCUGAGGUUAAACUUCUAAGUGAACAUCACAGUGUGAAUUUUCAUUUGGGUCUCAAGGAGGAGAAUGAUACUAAUGAUUCAUUCAUUGUAUCUGAAACUGAGUUGAAAGAAAAUACUCAAAACUCUCUUGCUUCUGAAAUAGUAAAUUUUAAGGAAGAAACUUUUGAUAGAGAUUCUGAGGAAGGAAUGUCUAUUAAAAGCCAAGAGCCAGCCAAUAAAAAAUGUAGAACUGUUGGCCCAUGUUUAGAUGAUUCCAAAGACAUUUCACUGGAAUGUUCUACUUUGGAGACCAAAGAAGAAAAGUCAGAGGCUGUCCCAAUGGAGGAAGUAAUUACAGAAAACAUUGUUAAUGUUGAAGCAGAUGAAUGUAAAGUAAAAGAUUGCACUCCAGAAGUGGAAGCUAUGAAAUUGGAUGUAGAACAUGUUAAAUGUGAAGCUAGCUUCUCUGAACAAGAGAGUGCCAAAACUAGCAUUUUUGAGGAAGCGGUAACAGAGGAAAACAGUGCAAGAAGUGAUGAAUCUGAAGCAGAUAAGGCUGAAGUACUGAAUGCCGAAGAAGCAAUAACUGAGGAAUUUAGUUUAGCUAUUGGUCAGGCUGACAGUACCACGCCUGUAAAAGUAAGAGCUCAGAAUGAAAUUUCAGUUGCGGGACCACAUGGAGGAAAUGAUGCAUCUGAUGCAGGCUCAUCUGAAAUGAAUGCAGAAAUGGAAAAUUGUGAAGAAAGAGUGAUUGGUGAGGUGAAUGCUGACAUUGACCAUGUCAGUGAAAUAGAGGGUGGGGACUUGACCACCGAAGCAUGUAAGCCUGAGGAAGCCCAAACAAACAGAACGAAUACAGCAGUCGACAACUUUGCUCCUGACACACUUGAAAUGAGCACUGAAGAAGGAAAGGUUAAAUCUAAUAAAGCUGAAACAAGCAUUGUACUUAGUAAACCUGAAGAAGCAAAAUUAGAUGACAAUCAAAUGAAAAUGGGAAAUUAUGGUGAAAUUUUACAGGAAGUUCAUCGUACGUCAGAGAAAGUGGAGGAAGCAUCACAAUCUCUGACAUCUGAAAUUGCUGUCUCGGAACUGAUAGCAGAAGACAAUAAUACAUCUCCUCAAAAACUCAGUGAAUUCAAUCCUUUGCUUUUGUCAGCAAAUGACAGUCCUAGUGGCAUGCAGACACGUUGCAUCUGGUCUCCUUUGACUUCUCCAUCCAGCAGCAUUUUAAAGAGGGGACUAAAAAGACCCCAAGAGGAUGAGAUCUCAUCACCUGUUAACAAGGUUCGCCGUGUCUCCUUUGCAGAUCCAAUAUAUCAAGCAGGAUUGGCAGAUGACAUUGAUAGGCGGUGUCUUGUUGUCAGGGCCCAUUCUUCAAAUAGUUCUCCCAUAGUCAAAAGUGUUAAAACUUCACCUACUGCACAAUCUAAGCAUAAUACCACUUCAAGCAAAGGAUUUCUGUCCCCAGGAUCACGUAGCCCUAAAUUUAAGAGCUCAAAGAAAUGCUUAAUUGCAGAAAUGGCUAAAGAAUCUGGAGUAUGCCCAACAGAAAGUGUUUACCCAGCUUUGGUGAACUGUGUGGCACCAGUCGAUAUCAUUUUACCUCAGAUUACAUCAAACAUGUGGGCAAGAGGACUGGGACAACUCAUUAGAGCCAAGAACAUAAGAACGAUUGGUGAUCUGAGUACUCUUACGGCAUCUGAAAUAAAAACGCUUCCGAUCCGUUCUCCAAAAGUGUCCAACGUAAAAAAGGCUCUCAGACUAUAUCAUGAGCAGCAGGUGAAGUCUCGUGGACUAGAAGAGAUUCCAGUUUUUGAUAUUUCUGAAAAAACAAUAAAUGGAUUAGAAAAAUCUCUCUCUUCUGAUGAAGAAAGACUUGUCUCAGACUUGAUUGAUCCUGUUGCUUUAGAAACUCCGUUAUCUAAAAACCUGGUGGCACAGAUCAGUGCACUUGCUCUUCAGCUGGAAUCAGAAGAUCUCCAUAAUUAUUCAGGAAGCCAGCUAUUUGAAAUGCACGAGAAACUUGGUAGCAUGGCCAGCUCUAUAAUGAGAAAUCUGCAGUCACGUUGGAGGUCACCAGCCCAUGAAAAUUCUGUGUAGUGUUUUAAGAGAAAA